Molecule: messenger RNA, 1574 nt
Organism: Elaeis guineensis (African oil palm)
Lineage: Eukaryota; Viridiplantae; Streptophyta; Magnoliopsida; Arecales; Arecaceae
Product: casein kinase II subunit alpha-2
Biological process (GO): peptidyl-serine phosphorylation; peptidyl-threonine phosphorylation; regulation of cell cycle
Cellular component (GO): protein kinase CK2 complex; nucleus; cytosol
Molecular function (GO): protein serine/threonine kinase activity; ATP binding
Source: RefSeq, a predicted model, not a curated record
CCUGACAAUUAUUGGUCCUCUUUUCUUUCCAGAGUUGGAAUCUCCACAAAGGAAGACAACUUCCACGCCCACAAACUCGUGGGGAUCCCGUGGGCGCGCCUAAGACGCGACGCGCCCAGCCGCCCCCUCCCCACUCCUCUCCCCCUCCGCCCUCUACCCCACUGUGAAACGGUUGGAGGAGCUCUCUUGCUCUCUUUCUCUCUCGCCCUCUUGCGCGAAGACCCGAGCGGCAGUCGGGGGAAGGGGCCCGGGAGAUCUGCCGCGAGAUCUCGCCGGGGGGCUGGCGGCGCCACCAUGUCGAAGGCUCGGGUCCACGCCGACGUCAACGUCCACCGCCCCAAGGACUACUGGGACUACGAGUCCCUCACGGUCCAGUGGGGUGAUCAGGAUGAUUAUGAGGUUGUGAGGAAAGUCGGGAGAGGAAAAUACAGCGAGGUCUUUGAAGGUAUAAAUGUAGCCAACAAUGAGCGAUGCAUCAUCAAGAUCCUUAAGCCUGUUAAGAAGAAGAAGAUAAAAAGGGAGAUUAAAAUACUUCAGAACCUCUGUGGUGGUCCAAAUAUUGUGAAGCUUCUUGAUAUUGUCAGAGAUCAGAAUUCAAAAACUCCUAGCUUAAUAUUUGAAUAUGUGAACAGUACAGAUUUCAAAAUCUUAUAUCCCACGCUGACGGAUUAUGACAUACGCUACUACAUAUAUGAACUUCUCAAGGCAUUAGAUUACUGCCAUUCACAAGGAAUAAUGCAUCGAGAUGUCAAACCUCACAAUGUUAUGAUCGAUCAUGAACUUCGAAAACUUCGCUUAAUAGACUGGGGACUUGCCGAAUUCUACCAUCCUGGAAAGGAGUACAAUGUUCGUGUGGCUUCAAGAUAUUUCAAGGGGCCUGAACUCCUUGUUGACUUGCAAGAUUAUGACUACUCCCUGGACAUGUGGAGUCUUGGUUGCAUGUUUGCUGGAAUGAUAUUUCGCAAGGAACCCUUCUUCUAUGGCCAUGAUAAUCAUGAUCAGCUUGUUAAAAUUGCCAAGGUACUUGGUACUGAUGAACUAAGUGCUUAUUUAAAUAAAUAUCGCUUGGAGCUUGAUCCGCAGCUUGAAGCUCUUGUUGGAAGGCAUAGCAGGAGACCUUGGUCUAAAUUUAUCAAUGCAGACAAUCAGCAUCUUGUUUCUCCAGAGGCAAUAGAUUUUCUCGAUAAGCUUCUUCGCUAUGAUCACCAGGAUAGGCUUACAGCACGAGAAGCAAUGGGGCAUCCUUAUUUCCAUCAAGUGAGGGCUGUAGAGAACAGCAGGAUGCGCACUUAGGAAUGGAGAUGCAGGAGAUUUUGGUUGCGAUAUUUUAAGAAUGGACGUUGUCGUUGAUUUGGGGCACCUCUAUUUUAUAUAAACAAGUUGUCUUGCUUUAGUCAUGAUCAUUCGGCUGACAGCAGCCCCGUGUACUCGUGAUAUAUUGUACUUUCUCUAAUCGCUUUUGAUGUGUGCUCGUUACUCUUUGUAUCUUCUAGUGUGAACGCAUGUGUUAACUCCUGGUUUAUCAGGAGAUGGUUUUCCUACAUGAGCCAUUUGUGCCAGAAAAAUUUCGAGCC